Molecule: messenger RNA, 3387 nt
Organism: Callorhinus ursinus (northern fur seal)
Lineage: Eukaryota; Metazoa; Chordata; Mammalia; Carnivora; Otariidae
Gene: CCDC51
Product: coiled-coil domain containing 51
Source: RefSeq, a predicted model, not a curated record
GGAGGUUCGUGGGAUGGGCAGUUGGUAGGAGAUGGUCAUCUGGAUAGAAUGGGAGAAUGGAUUUGGAGGGGCAAGGUUCUGAACGUGGCCCUCAAGACCCUCCUUAAUGUGGCCUCUGUUUACCUCUUCAGCCUCUCCUCUGCCCACUCUCCUUUCCUCUGCUGUUUUCCAGCGGCACCGGCUGCCUGUCAGGUUUUAGAUGACCCCAAGUGCAUCUCCACUUUGCCCCCUCUGCCAGGAACACCUUCCCUGUGCUGACUGAGGGCCUGUGAGAUGUUUGAAUGGGAAGGGGCUCAGAGUCAGGCCGGAGUUGGGGCUGGGUGGGCGAGAGGAGGGACUGGAAUAGAGGAACAACUUGAGUCAUUUCCUCACAACAAAGUCUCUGCUGUCACCAAGCUUAUGUUCUAGUGAGGGGCCUGGCAACAUGUAAAGAAGGCAAAUAUGUGUCUGAUGGAGACAAAUAAAGCAGGUGGCCCAGGAGGGAAUGGUCAAGGAAGGCCUUGCCAUGAGGUGAUAUCUGAGCCAAGACGUAGACAUCAGGGUGAGCCAACUGGAGCUGCGGAGGAAGCAGCAGGGUUGGGUUUCGUGUGUUUGGGUAUCCGUAGCGGAGGACGGGCAGAGAGGAGGAAGGGGGUGACAGUCAAGAGGACCGGGGCUUGUUGGCCACUGGUAGGACUGGUGUUCGUGGCAAGUGAGAUGGGAGCUGUCGGGGUGGGGGGGUGGUUUGAACCAACGGAAGUGAAAUGAUGAGUUAAUAGAGCCUCAGGUUGUGAAGAACGGCUCUGAGCGGCAGGGAGGAAGCCAGGACGGUGCAGGAUGGGUGACCCUCCUGGCUUCCAGGAGUGGGCGGCUGGUAGAGGAGGAGCUGGGAAAGGAAGCUGAGAAGGUUGGAGGAAGCUGAGAGGGGGUAGUGAAUUCAAAAAGACAGGGUGUUGAAAGCUGCAGAGAUUGGGAGAAGAAAUCUGUGAAGCACCUGCUGAGUCCGGCAAGGUGGAAGUUUUGCGGGACCCCCAGAGGAGCAACGUCAUGGUGGAGUGGGAUCAGGAUAGAAUGGGGGCUGAGAACGUAGUGAUAGCCAAGGUGGAUGCUUUUCUGGUGAAUGUUGCUGAAGAGGAGAGGGCUAUACUUGGCGGGGCUGCAAGUCUGUGUGCUUUGCUUUGAUGCAGGGUCCACCCGCAGGAUUGUUGUGGGGUCAUAGCUCAGUGCAGUGGGUGCAGGCAUCGAGGCCUCGGAGGCUAGCUUGACCCCAUGACCUUGUCAUGGAUGUUGUGUGCUUUCUUGGGCCUUAGGGAUGGGGCCCAGGAGUUCAGGGGCAGCACCAGCUUGGAACCAGUGUCACAGGAAUGUCCUCUUCUGUGGCUCUCAGCUCGGACCUGCUUUGGGCAGGAGGCAUGUCCCUACCCAAGCAACUUUGGUUUCUAGAGGGCCUGAGCUUCUCCGAGCACAGCACAAGAGGGAGGAGGCUGGGAUGGUCUGAGCCGGUCUCUGUUAGAAUCAGAAGCCCCUUUCUUCAUCCCCUGAGCUCCUACAGUCUGUCUUCCUGUCCCCAGCUCCCACUGCUUUUCUCUCUGGCCUGGUUGUCCACCAGGUGUCACUCUGACAGCCAAAGUCAGUAUUUGAGGGCCUGCGGGGGAGGGGGCGCUGGCCAGGGGAGGGAGUGCUGGCCCAGCUGUGCGGGGAGCAUGGGUCACCUGGCCCUCUCUUGGGGUCCUCAGUGUCCUCACUGCUCUUGGGUUCAGGCAAAGCCUGACUGGGUAAUGGGAGCCUCCCUGUGCUGUUUAGGUAAUAAGAAGUGGGUGUCGUUGGGGCCCAAGCAUCAAAGCAAGGUUGAAAAGGGAAAUAUUAAAGAAACCUAACCUGUAGGGCGCGACUGAGGCUGGAGAGUCGGGAGAAAGCUUACAGAAGAUCUCCUGAUGACAGGACACCGCACCACGUUUACCAUGCAGCAUGUCAUGGGUGUGCCCCGCGUGUUGGUGCGGAGCGGCCUCCUUGGAAGGGACCUCUUUAUGAUCAGGACUCUCUGCAGCCCAGGCCCUAGCCAGCCCAGAAAGAAAGGACCUGAGGAUGUGGCCCUGGGGCUGUACCACCGCCUCACAGCCCUGGGAAGAGCCCUGGGGCACAACAUUCGGCAGCGAGCAUCCUCCACGGCCACGACAUGGUGGGACAGAUAUGAAGAGUUUGUCGGACUUAGUGAGGUUCGAGAGGCCCAGGGAAACGUGACUGAGGCAGAGAAAGUGUUCAUGGUGGCUCGAGGGCUUGUCCGAGAGGCUCGGGAGGACUUGGAAGUUCACCAGGCCAAGCUGAAGGAGGUGAGGGACCGCUUGGACCGUGUCUCCAGAGAGGAUAACCAGUACCUAGAACUGGCUACGCUGGAGCACCGGAUGCUGCAGGAGGAGAAGAGGCUGCGUGGAACCUAUCUGCGUGCUGAAGACUCGGAGCGAGAGAAGUUCUCCCUCUUCUCUGCAGCUGUGCGGGAAAGUCACGAGAAGGAGCGCACUCGAGCUGAGAGGACCAAGAACUGGUCCCUCAUUGGGUCAGUCCUGGGGGCCCUGAUUGGUGUGGCUGGCUCCACCUAUGUGAACCGUGUGCGGCUACAGGAGCUGAAGGCCUUGCUCUUAGAGGCACAGAAGGGGCCUGUGAGCCUCCAGGAGGCCAUCCGAGAACAGGCAUCCAGCUACUCCCUCCAGCAGAGGGACCUCCACGACCUCAUGGUGGACCUAAGGGGCCUGGUACAAGCUGGGCCUGGGCAGAGCUCUGUGGCCCAGGCAGGUGCUUCCCCCAUCGGAGACAGAGAUGCAGAUGUCCUUUCAGCCACCUUGAAAGAGCAGCUCAGCCAUUCCAGGCAGGUCCGUUCCUGUCUAGAGGGUUUACGAAAGCGGCUUGAUGACUUGGAAAAGACUUUCAGCCAAACGGCUGAGUUGGUUCAGCUUGCAAAGGCUGCAGUGCAUCCGGGCCUGGUGGAGCCAGCAGAUGGGGCUCUGCCUGGCUCCUUGCUGGAGCAGGGGAGCAUGAUCCUGGCGCUGUCGGACAUGGAGCGGAGGCUAGAAGCCCAGGCCAACAGGAACACCAUCUGUAGCACGCUGGUCACCUCUGUGACAUUGGUGGCCGUACUGCCUGUGCUCUACAUGCUGUUCAGGGCCAGCUAGCCCCUGGAACCCCCUCCAGAGGCCCUGAGGGGAUAGGUGUGGAUAUAGAUUUAGUUAGGGAAUCCCAGCAGUGAAGUGAGCCUUCAGGGUGCACGCAACCUCAACCUGAGGCUGAGCGCCGUCUGUGUGGCUCACCAGCAGGCAUACUUUGCUCUUUAGAAAAUGCUCAUUUAUGUUAAUUAUCAAAACUGUGUGCUAAUGUCCAAUUAAAAUGUCUUUGGGUUUGUGUUAUUUAAAGUAA